This is a messenger RNA of Prunus armeniaca (apricot), 219 nucleotides long. NCBI's taxonomy places the organism in Eukaryota, Viridiplantae, Streptophyta, Magnoliopsida, Rosales, Rosaceae. The record is from the annotation of a GenBank genome assembly.
AUGAGAGAUGUCACAAUAGUCAAAAAAAUUCUCCGCUCAAUGACUACAAAAUUCGACUAUGUGGUCUGCUUCAUUGAGGAAGCACAUGAUAUUGAUGUGAUGUUCAUUGAUGAACUACAAAGUUCCUUGCUAGUACAUGAGCAGCGAAUGUCAAGCCACAUUGUGAAGGAACAAGCCUUGAAGGUCACCACUUAUGGAGAACCAUCCACAGUAAGAUGA